AUGGCCCAGCCCCUGUUAUGCGGGGCCGUGCUGUUCCCGGGGCUCUUCUACGGCCUGAGAAGAGCCCUUAGCCGCGGCUUCAGCCGGUGGAGCGAGGCAGAUGUGGUGUGCGUCAGUGAGAGGCUGGUCUCUGCCCUCCACGCAUCUUUGGCCACAGCUGCCGGGUUCCGGGUCGUGUCCUCAUGCAGUGACGUCAUGAACGACAGCCACUGGCUGGUCAACGCCUUCGUCCUGUUCGGGGCUCCCUACAUGGCCUUCGACGUCUGGGCCAUGUACCUGAGCCACCACCACGCCCAGAGAGCCAGGGGGGGUCCCACCAGCCACGGCCUCCGGUCGCUGGGGGCUUUCCUCAGCCGGGAGUGGAUGCUGGUGCUCCACCACGCGGCCCUGCUCUUCGUUUUCAUGCCCAUCACGUUGGAGUUUGGUGAGGGCUGCCAGCUGAACAGUGUGAAUGGUGUUUUGCAGUUCUUCAGGAGAGGCCUGGGGGACUUCUUCAUCGGCUGCCUCUUCAUCACAGAGUUCAGUACUCCCUUCGUCUCCAUAGGGAAGAUUCUGAUUCAGCUGCAGCUGGACCACACCCUGCUGCACAGGGUCAACGGCGUCCUGGUGCUCCUGACCUUCUUCACCUGUCGCAUCCUGCUCUUCCCAUUCAUGUACUGGAUGUACGGCCGGCAGUUCGGGAUCCCCGCCCACCGGGUGGCCUUCCACCUGCCCCUCCACUGCAACCUGGGGAACCUGCUGAUCCUGGCCCCGCAGCUCUACUGGUUCGUCCUGCUGCUGAGGAAGGCCAACAGACUCUACCUGAGACGGAGAGGGCAGGCGGGAGUCGGACCAAAAAGCCCCCCCACUUCCCCGAACCAUAAGAGCCAAUGA
Menidia menidia (Atlantic silverside) is the source of this 873-nucleotide messenger RNA. The record is from the annotation of a GenBank genome assembly. NCBI's taxonomy places the organism in Eukaryota, Metazoa, Chordata, Actinopteri, Atheriniformes, Atherinopsidae.